Molecule: messenger RNA, 1869 nt
Organism: Colletes gigas
Lineage: Eukaryota; Metazoa; Arthropoda; Insecta; Hymenoptera; Colletidae
Product: ATP-dependent DNA helicase Q1-like
Exons: 2
Coding region: 79-1869 (596 amino acids)
Biological process (GO): double-strand break repair via homologous recombination
Cellular component (GO): cytoplasm; chromosome
Molecular function (GO): nucleic acid binding; four-way junction helicase activity; 3'-5' DNA helicase activity
Source: RefSeq, a predicted model, not a curated record
CUUAGUUAUGAAUGAAAAAUAAAACGAUUUUUCUAAUUUAAUGACAAUUCAUGUAAAUAUUUGUUUAAUUUAUUUAAGAUGUCUGCAAGUAGCUCGAAAGAUGUUAUAAUAAUAGAUGAAUAUCAAGUUACCGAAGAAGAUGAAAUUGCUGCUAUUGAUUAUGAAUUGAAACAAAUCGAGAAUGAAUUACAAACACUCGAAGAUCGUAAAAAAGUUUUAAUCCAACGUAAAGAAAAAUUACGGGAUAAUGCACUUUUGAAGAAGAGUUUAUCUGUAUCGCAAAAGAAUUGGAAUAACGAAGAUUUUAGUUGGUCCAAAGAUCUUAAAAAGGCUUUAAAGAAUGUUUUCAAAAUUGAAAAAUUCAGAGAAUUACAAUUGCCAACUAUGAAUGCAAUUUUCUGUAAAGAAGAUGUUAUUUUAGUUAUGCCUACGGGCGGUGGUAAAAGUUUGUGUUAUCAGUUACCUGCUGUUAUUAGUAAAGGUAUUACGAUAGUAGUUUCACCAUUAAUUGCAUUGAUGGAGGAUCAAUUACAUGGGUUACAAAAGGUUAAUGUAAAAGCUAUGAUGCUAAGCUCAAAAUGUAAUAAAGAGAAUGUCAAAAUUAUAAUGAAUGCACUUGUGGAUAAGAACUCUGAUCUAAAACUAAUUUACGUUACGCCAGAAUAUAUGGCGAAAUCUAAUCGUUUUAUGAGUAAAUUACAAAAAGCCUUUGAAAUGAAACGUUUGGAUCGUUUUGCAAUAGACGAAGUUCAUUGUUGUAGCCAAUGGGGACAUGAUUUCAGACCAGAUUAUAAAUUUUUAGGAAUUCUAAAAUCCAUGUUCACAAAUAUACCAAUUCUUGGUCUGACCGCAACUGCUCCCGCUAAAAUUAUUGUAGACGUUCAGAAAAUGUUAGAUAUCCAAGGUUGCUUGGUUCUAAGAGCUACAUUCAAUAGGCCAAAUCUGUUUUACGAGGUUCGCCGUAAGCCAGGAGAUAAGAAUACAUGUUUAGCUAUGAUAGAAAAUUUAUUAAAAAAUCGAUUCAAAGAUAAGUCUGGAAUAAUUUACACAACUACUAUUAAGGAUGCAGAACAAUUGACAACUGAUUUAAGAACAUUAGGCUUGAAAGUUGGAUGUUAUCAUGCGAUGCUAGAGGCUGAGUACAGAUCAGAGGUAUAUUCUAAGUGGAUAUCUGGAAAAUACCAAGCUGUAAUAGCCACAAUUGCUUUUGGAUUGGGUAUUGAUAAACCAGAUGUACGUUUUGUUAUCCAUCACUGUAUUUCAAAGUCAAUGGAAAACUUUUAUCAGGAGAGCGGUCGUGCGGGUAGAGAUGGAAAGAAAUCAGUGUGUCUAGUCCUAUAUAGACUACCGGAUGUAUUCAAAUUAAGCACAAUGGUAUUUCAAGAUAAAGUUGGUUUACAAAAUUUGUACAAGGUACUAUUAUACUGUUUAGAUCAAUCUUCGUGUAGACGUAGCAUAAUUGCAACCCAUUUUGAAGAAACUUGGAAUAAAAGUGAUUGUGCAGAAAUGUGUGAUCAUUGUCGCAAACCUAAAGAUAAGAUAGAAGUGAAUAUAGUAGUAUAUUGUAGACAGUUGUACGAAAUAAUGACUAAAGCAGUACAAAGCGAAACAAGAUUGACCGCCUUAAAACUUAUAGAUGCUUGGUAUGGUAAAGGUGCAUCAACUUUACGGGUAUCUUCCGUACCAAUACCAAGGUUUACAAGAGAAUCGGGCGAAGCUAUAGUAGGGCAUUUACUUGUAAAUGGUUAUUUGCAAGAAGAUUUUCAUUUUUCUGCAUAUUCUACAAUAUCGUAUUUGAAACGUGGUCCCAAAGCAGUAUUAGCAUUUAAUAAUAACCAUGAAAUACUUUUUAAUUAUGAACUGCAUUAA